Suillus clintonianus is the source of this 2434-nucleotide messenger RNA. RefSeq lists its product as uncharacterized. Gene Ontology annotation, cellular component: nucleus. The transcript is spliced from 5 exons. NCBI's taxonomy places the organism in Eukaryota, Fungi, Basidiomycota, Agaricomycetes, Boletales, Suillaceae. Gene Ontology annotation, biological process: regulation of DNA-templated transcription. The record is from RefSeq and is a predicted model, not a curated record. Gene Ontology annotation, molecular function: zinc ion binding; transcription cis-regulatory region binding; DNA-binding transcription factor activity, RNA polymerase II-specific. The coding region runs from base 129 to 2246 and encodes 705 amino acids.
CACAGCACGCACACGCCAUAAUCAUACGGAACACAUAAACUUGCCUUUAUCCUUCAUCUUCAGUACUACCAGGUCGCACAAACCUGUGGCUCCGAAGGAACACUAUCCUAUAAAUCAAUUCUUCAAAAAUGGGUGCUUCUGAUCCAGGAGAACCCACCGCAGUCUGUGCAGGGAGCAAAAGGGCUCACAGCCCCAGGACUGCGCCCGCAAAGCGCGCCAAGGCAGCCCAGGCCUGUUUAUCGUGCAGGAAGCAUAAAACACGCUGCGAAAUGCUUGAUGGAGACAACUCGGGCUCUCAAUGUCAUCGCUGCAAAGUCCUCACUCUCCCUUGCUCAUUCGAAGAAAAUGGCGCUCCGUCGAACGAUCGCACUCCAUCCUCCUCCCGCCCUGUGCACACACCAGACAUCCGUUCCAUGCGUGAUCGUGAGGAGCGCCGUGCAUCCCUUCCUAUUUCCCAAAAACCCCAUGAUAUACCAAUGGACGACUCUCGCGCGCACGCAGGUUCCAGUUAUUCAAGGAAUUGGGAUUCUAGUUCAAACACACUGCCACCGUUUCACAGGUCUCAGCCACAAGAGGAGGAGGUUGACCUUCUAGACCCUGAACGGUUGCUGCCUGAGCGCCACAAACCGUGGGGAUUUUUGAAACUCCCUGGAGGAUUUGAUGGCACUAUGGUACCUAUGCUGGCUAUGCAGGCGCUUACUCGUGCAGGUUCGGUUGAUGAAUCCUCACACUCUAAGGUGGACCAGUCAUUGCUCCACAUUCUUGGGAGGGAACAAAUAAAUUAUCUGACCGACAUUUUCGAGGAACGUUACGCCCCUUGGCUCAAUUUACAGCCUUCUCAGCAACCAGAAGGACCGCUUCUCAUACUUGCACAGUGCUGCGUUGCAUCACGACAUCUCGGCCCUUCAACACGCUCGGUAGUCUCUCCUCAGCUAUACCGCCUGGCAGACGAGUCCAUCUUCAAACAGGCCUAUCACCCUUUGCCAUCUACAGAUGCGAUACAUGCAAUGCUCGUGCUUUCAUUAUGGGAACCCAUAGGGGAUCCAACGACAAAAGAGUCACGCGAUGGUCGGCUAAUUGCUUCAACCGCAGUCAGCAUGGCGAUGAACCUCCGCCUCAGCGAGGCCAUGGUAUAUUCUAAAACUCUUCGGAGGCAGAAACAACCGAACGAGCUUCCUAGUGCGGAGCUAAUAGAAGCCAUUGAUAAAGCACGCCUUUGGUUCGUAUUGAAUAAUGUCGAGUCGAUGCUAUGUGUAGGUACCGGCCGCAGCCCAAUAUCGGACUGCGAUAGUCUUAUACAUGACGCUAUCGAUACAACGUCGAUGGCAACAAUUGGGGCUGGUCGUGACAUGAGACUCACUUUAAUCUCCCAAAUGUUCGCGGCCACGCAACUUGGGCUCUCCAUACGCCUCCGUUCAUCAGAGGAAAUUGGAGUCUUCUACAAAGAAGUGCUCGACUUCCUGAUGCGUAUGGAUGUGAUCGAACGUCUUAUUUAUCCCCUUCCAGUUUUAGCAGAGCACGAGAUUUUCUUUUUCACGAUGUUGCAGGUCUACUAUCAAUCCUGCAGGCUAUUGGUCCUGGUACAUGCCCUGAUGGAAACGAAGACUGUGGUUUCCAAGUGUGACCAGCAACACCCGUGGUUCCUCGUCGCAGAGCACAACGGAAUCAACCUCGCACGAAGUUGGGGCCACCAAGCGCUUGUGCUAUCUGAAGGCAUCCUCAUCACUGCGCUAUCACGACCUGAGCUCAUGCUCCUCAGCGCUGCGCCAGAUAAUUUCUUCUCAAUGCUCACCCUCGCGACAUUCUUCGUCAUCCUCAGCAAAUGGUCCGUGAUGGAAAACGCAGGCGAGCAGUUGCCUGGAUCAAGUGACAGCAUCCUGGCGCGGACGAUCGAUCGCAUGCGACAGGUGAGCGCAGCUCCGGACCAUGUUCCCGCGAAGUGCGCUCGGGUUAUCGAGGCUGGCGUGCUCAGUUUCCGGAGGCGCGCAUCGGAGAAGUCAGAGGGUUCCCGGGAGUUCAACCGGCCUUUAGUUGAGCAUUUCGAUGCGGCUGCACGCAAUUUCCGCGAGCGUGUGUCGGGACCUGCUGCACCCUCUGGGUACCCCGCAGAGCAGCUGUACUCGCAUCAGUCAUUCCCGUCGUUCCCGGUAAACGACCCGAAUUAUUUCCUGAAUUCGGACAUUAUCCUUGAUAAUGAUUUCUGGUCGUCUUUUAUGUCGAACCUGAGCGAGGGGAAGGGCAGAUAGAUUGGAAUGGUGUGGUUAAUGUAGUUAGUGUCAUUUUUUGUGUUACUAUUCUGGAUACGUGGAUCUCUACAUAUUAAUGUGCGACGACACAAGUACCUUUUAUAUAUACCAGGUAGCAUGUAGCGUGUUAGCUGACAUGUAUUGGCUUACUAUACCACCUUCCUCCGGGACUGAAUGUAUCAUCGCAG